AUGGCUCUCAACCCCAUUCCCUCUUACAAGCUGCUUCCACCCAUCAAAACUCAUGCUAGCACAAUCCUUCACAAACCAAAACCUCCUUCAAAUUCUGCUUCUGCUUUACCCAUACUUGCCAUCAUAGUUCCCACCAUCUUUGUCACUGUUUUUAUACUCAUCACCUACUUAACUCUUGUCACCAAAUGCUUCUCAAACUUGUACCUAUUUCACCCCUUGAGAUGGUUUUUCUCCCUCCUUACCCCUCGACAUGAAGAUCAAGACCCCUUCAUAGCACUCUCUCCCAGGAUGUGGAGCCAAGGACUUGAUGAAUCUGCAAUCAAAGAAAUCCCAACACUUCAAUUCACAAAAGGAGAUGUUGAAAAGAAUCAUCAAAGUGUGUUGUAUGGCUGCGUGAUUUGUUUGACUGAGUUUCAAGAUCAUGAUAUGCUGAAAGUUCUUCCCAUUUGCAAACAUGCCUUUCACUUUCACUGCAUUGACGUUUGGCUUCAAACCAAUUCCAAUUGCCCUCUUUGUAGAUCAAGCAUUGUAUCAGGCAACACACACUGUCCAACGGAUCAUAUCAUAGCUCCAAGCUCUUCUCCUCAGGAUUCUCAAUUGCUCUCUUACGUGGACAGUGAUGAGGAUUUUGUUGUCAUUGAACUUGAGGGAGAACAUGAGGAAGCACUGCCACAGAUGAUGCAACAAGAAAGAAGUGACUCAAGGGAAAGAGUUGUAGAGAGUAGAAGUCACUCUAUUACAAGGAAGUGUCACCAUGUUUCCAUCAUGGGAGAUGAGUGCAUUGAUGUUAGGAAGAAAGACGAGCAGUUUUCUAUUCAGCCUAUUCGAAGAUCUUUCUCAAUGGAUUCAGCAAACGAUAGGCAAGUUUACUUGGAUUUUCAAACCAUCAUGCAACAGAAUAAUAGGCAUCUAAAAUCAGGCUAG
Molecule: messenger RNA, 924 nt
Organism: Vigna umbellata (rice bean)
Lineage: Eukaryota; Viridiplantae; Streptophyta; Magnoliopsida; Fabales; Fabaceae
Source: RefSeq, a predicted model, not a curated record